AUGGAAGGAGGCACUGGGCUGCAGCCCCAGGCGGGAGAGCAGCUGGAGGCCAGCGCCAGAGUAGGAGCGGUCCAAGAGAAGUGCGAACCCGAGACCUUUAGGUCCAAGAGUUUACCCGCCCUGAACAGCGCCUCCUGCAGGCCAGACCUGAAUCCUGCCGGAGAAGACUCCAAGCCCGCCUCUGGCCAUCAGGAGUUGAAGCCAGGCCCUGGCCCGCGGGCCCCCAGCCCCUCCGUCCCGUCUACUUCGGCAGAGAUGGCAGGGCUGGUGGAAAGUCACCACAGGGUGGAAAUCGGCAAACCCAUAUCGGUGUCCUCCACUUUGGCCAUGCUCCAGGGCAGAAGGUGCUUCUAUGUGGUCCUCACCGAUUCCCGCUGUUUCCUGGUUUGCAUGUGCUUUCUGACCUUCAUCCAGGCGUUAAUGGUCUCCGGGUACCUGAGCAGUGUCAUCACCACCAUCGAAAGGCGCUACAGUCUGAAGAGUUCCGAGUCAGGGCUGCUGGUCAGCUGCUUUGACAUCGGGAGCCUGGUGGUGGUAGUGUUCGUCAGCUACUUCGGCGGCCGGGGGCGGCGGCCCCUGUGGCUGGCCGUGGGGGGACUCCUCAUUGCCCUGGGGGCCGCCCUUUUCGCUUUACCUCACUUCAUCUCGCCCCCCUACCAGAUCCAAGAGCUGAACGCCUCGGCGGCCAACUACGGCCUGUGUCAGAAUGGCAACUCCUCGGCCACGACGGAGCCUCCCACCUGCCUCAAGGACUCGGGGGGAAACAGUCACUGGGUCUAUGUGGCUUUAUUCGUUUGCGCGCAGAUUCUCAUUGGAAUGGGCUCCACACCUAUUUAUACCCUGGGACCAACCUACUUAGACGACAAUGUCAAGAAAGAAAAUGCAUCCUUGUACCUAGCCAUCAUGUAUGUCAUGGGAGCACUUGGUCCUGCAGUGGGAUAUUUAUUAGGUGGACUUCUUAUUGGUUUUUACGUUGAUCCCAGAAGUCCCAUUCACCUUAAUCAGGAUGACCCUCGUUUCAUUGGAAACUGGUGGAGUGGAUUCCUCCUUUGUGCCAUUGCAAUGUUUCUUGUGAUAUUCCCAAUGUUUACUUUUCCAAAAAAGCUUCCUCCUCGACACAAGAAAAAGAGAAAGAAAAAAUACUCUGCUGAUGUUGCGGGUGACGAUGACGUUAUGAAGGAGAAAACAAACAAUUGUGAAGAAGUGGACAAAAAAGUUUCUUCUAUAGGAUUUGGAAAGGAUGCCAGAGACCUACCAAGAGCAGCUGUCAGGAUCUUAAGCAACAUGACAUUCCUUUUUGUGAGUUUGUCAUACACAGCUGAGAGUGCCAUUGUAACUGCUUUCAUUACCUUCAUUCCCAAGUUCAUCGAGUCACAGUUUGGUAUUCCAGCUUCCAAUGCCAGCAUCUACACUGGCGUCAUCAUCGUCCCCAGUGCCGGAGUUGGGAUUGUCCUUGGAGGCUACAUCAUAAAAAAAUUGAAACUUGGUGCGAGGGAGUCUGCAAAACUAGCGAUGAUCUGCAGUGGUGUGUCUUUACUGUGCUUUUCAACCCUGUUUAUUGUUGGAUGUGAAAGUAUCAAUCUAGGUGGCAUAAACAUCCCGUAUACAACAGGACCUUCUCUGACCAUGCCUCAUAGGAAUCUGACAGGAAGCUGCAAUGUGAAUUGUGGUUGUAAAAUACACGAGUAUGAGCCAGUCUGUGGAUCGGAUGGAAUUACAUACUUUAACCCUUGUCUGGCUGGCUGUGUUAAUAGUGGUAACAUGAGCACUGGGAUACGGAAUUACACAGAGUGCACCUGUGUCCAAAGCCGCCAAGUGAUCACGCCUCCCACAGUGGGGCAGCGCAGCCAGGUCCGCGUGGUUAUUGUCAAAACGUAUCUCAAUGAGAACGGCUAUGCUGUGUCGGGGAAGUGUAAACGGAGCUGUAACACCCUCAUCCCGUUCUUAGUUUUUCUGUUCAUAGUGACCUUCAUCACAGCAUGUGCCCAGCCAUCAGCCAUCAUAGUAACUCUCAGCAUACAUUCCUACUCCAAUUUACUUUGGAGCAGUUAUUGACACCACCUGCAUGCUGUGGCAACAGGAGUGUGGCGUGCAGGGCUCUUGCUGGGAGUACAAUGUCACAUCAUUUCGUUUUGUCUAUUUUGGUUUGGCAGCUGGCCUCAAACUUGUUGGCUUCAUUUUUAUUUUUUUGGCCUGGUACUCCAUUAAAUACAAGGAGGAAGAGCUACAGA
Molecule: messenger RNA, 2231 nt
Organism: Globicephala melas (long-finned pilot whale)
Lineage: Eukaryota; Metazoa; Chordata; Mammalia; Artiodactyla; Delphinidae
Gene: SLCO5A1
Product: solute carrier organic anion transporter family member 5A1
Biological process (GO): transmembrane transport; sodium-independent organic anion transport
Cellular component (GO): plasma membrane
Molecular function (GO): protein binding
Source: RefSeq, a predicted model, not a curated record